Molecule: messenger RNA, 804 nt
Organism: Rhagoletis zephyria (snowberry fruit fly)
Lineage: Eukaryota; Metazoa; Arthropoda; Insecta; Diptera; Tephritidae
Product: larval/pupal cuticle protein H1C-like
Source: RefSeq, a predicted model, not a curated record
AUGGCUUUCAAAUUCGUUGUACUCUCAGCUCUUUUGGCUGUCGCCAGCGCCGGUGUGUUGCAGCCCGUCACCUACGCCCACUACGCUAAUCCCGCCGUCGAUGCCGUCGCCUCCAGUCACCAGAACGUCGUACGCACUUUCGAUGGUACUGUCUCACAGUACUCGAAAUCCAUUGAAACUCCCUACUCCAGCGUUCAUAAAUCGGAUACUCGCGUCAGCAAUAAUGUCUACACUCCUGCUGUGGCCAAGACUGUCACUUACGCAGCAGCGCCUGCUGUAGCUAAAACGGUCUAUGCUGCUCCAGCUCCAACCGCUUACUAUGCACACUCCGCUCCAGUUGCUAAAACUGUAGCCUAUGCGGCGCCAGCUGUCGCCAAGACUGUGUCCUACGCCGCUCCAGCACACACAUCAGCUUUGUACACCCACGCCACUCCCAUCGUUAGCAAGGCUGUGUAUGCACCUGCUCACGCCCACUCCAUCAAGACUGUGGCUUACGCUGCUCCUGCUCCAGUGUAUCAACAUGAAGUACCUGUUGCCAAAACUGUAACGUAUGCUGCCCCAGCUGUGGCAAAGUCUGUCACCUAUGCUGCUCCAGCUCCAGUUUACCACCAGGCAGCUCCAGUUUACCACCAUGCAGCUCCUGUCGCCACCACCAAUAUUAACCACGGAUCAGCUGCGACUACAUACACCCACAAUGCUCCCGGACUGUCCGGUUAUGGUUCCAGCCAGACAGUGCACUACUCACCAGCUAAUACCGCUUCGCACAUGAGCUUCGAUGGUUUCGGUACCCACUGGGGUUGGUAA